AUCACUCACACGCGCGCGGCGCGUGGCGUCCACUGUUGUCUUCGGAGCACUCUAGGCCGCUAAGUGUCCGCCCGACGCGCGUGAAGCGUGAAGAUUAUAGCUGGGGAGAGAUUGACAAGAAGCCGGCGACGAAGAGGGCGAAGAAGAAGAGAAGUAACAACGCCCUUCACACAACGCGUGUUUGCCGACAAGUGGGCCGAGUGCGACGACGACGGCGCGAUAGCGACGACUGCGACGCCGCCGACGACGACGACGACCACAGUAGCAGCAGCGACGAUCCGAGCGCCGUGGCUGUGUUGCUCGAGCCUGCACUGAGAAGGGCCAUCUUGACUCUGCUCCUCUCCAUCGACCGCGAGCAACGGCGACGACACUGCCCUCGCCAUCGACAGCGACGACUGCACUACACUACACCACCCCACCACACCACCACACCACAAUGGGCAUAACCUCCGUCACGACAACCUUCGCCACCAUCCGGCCGCUGUCGGCCUCGCACGCGCACUCGCCCAGCACGCCCACGCGCGCGCCGUCCAGAGUCAGCAUGCACGCCAGCGUGCACGAGCACGCGCCGAGCAUCACCACGGCAGGCAGCAGCACGGCCGACCUGGGCCGCUCGCGCUCGAACAGCAGCCUCGCGUUACCCGGCAGCUCGACACCGCUGCCUGUGCCCAAGACCGCUGGCGAGGUGUUGAUGUGCCUUUCGCUUUACCGCGGCGGGGGGUAUGGGCAAUACCCCAUCGCUGUCGUCGUCGCGUACGUCGAGAACAAGUUCAAGCGCGGCAAGUCGCGUGCCGGCAUCAUCCGCAAGCUGGAAGCGCUGGAGAAGAAGGUCCCCUCGUUCGCGCGCAGCUUUGCCGCCGUGCGCCUGCUGUACCAUCUCGGUCCCAGCCGCGUCGUCGACAUGGAGUGGCCGCCGUCGUUCCACGACGCCAAGGUGCUCGGCGACCUGCCCCCGCACUACUCUGCCGAGGACGCGCGCGCGUACAAUGCCCGCCGGGUCAGCCAGCUCAGCUACAGCUACGCUUACCCCGGCCCGCCUGUCGGGAGCGGGUCGUCCUCGGGCGGGGUGAGCGACGACUCGCGCCCCGGCACGGCGUACGACACUGUCGAGGGCGAGGGCGAGGCGGCCAAGAGCGACGAGGGGGCCAACGACGACAACGAGCCAGCCAAGACGGAAGAGAGCGCGCACACCAGCCGCACCGCCCACUCGGCGCACACCGUCAUCGGCUUCUCGCCUUCCCUCGCCGUCCCGCAGAUUGUCGAGCCGGAAGCCCAGCCGAAAACGUCCCUCGACCGCUCGUGGACCAUGCGUUCGGUCGAGUGCGAUGGCGGCGCCGAGCUGCUCCCGUCGCUCGACGCAGCGAUGCACACGCUCGAGGCGGACACGGAAGACGACGAGGAGCACGACUCUGACGCGGACAGUCUCGCGGGCAGGCUGCCGCCGCGCUCCCUCUGGUCCACUGCCGAGUCGCUGAUUUCCUCCUCGUCCGAGGGCCACCGUGCCGUGCGCUCAAAGGUCAUCGUGCUCGUCGACGACUCGCUCCCGCUCACCCCCGAGUGGAGCUCGACCCGCGACGAGAUCGCCAGAGCGGGCAAGGUCGCCGAGCGCGAGUGGGGCCUCGGGAUCGACGUCUACUUUAUGAACUCGAAGCGCGUCGGCAAGAACCUCAAGGCGAGCGACGAGGUCGAGGAGCUGUUUGCCGGGCUGGAGCCGCGCGGGCCCGUGCCGAAGAACGUCAGGAUCCGGGCGAGGGUGCGCGAGAUUCUCAGAGAGGUGCUGGUGCAGCUUGAGCGGAGCGCCAUCAAGGGGACGAUGAGGCUGGCCAUGGUGUAUGCGACGAACAGCGAAUCCGCAGAAACCGUCGACGCCUGCCUCGAGAACCUGUCCGACUCGCUCGCGCUCUCAGUCGCAUCCGCCCUGCUCGGCCCCAUCCCCGUCGACCUGCUCGAAGUGGGCACGCUCGACAUUUCGAGCGGCAACAUGUCGCUGCGCGCCGCGCAGUUGUGAGAAGAGUGGGAGCGCAUGGGCUCGUGAGCAGCAAUGGUUAUUCGCGUGGUCGUGCUGUAGAUAGGUGCGUCGUGAGGUGGACGAGUAGUACUUGUGCCUGGCUGAUUGCGCGCCAGGCAGUGUUGUAGUAUAAUGCACAGUC
Molecule: messenger RNA, 2150 nt
Organism: Vanrija pseudolonga
Lineage: Eukaryota; Fungi; Basidiomycota; Tremellomycetes; Trichosporonales; Trichosporonaceae
Exons: 4
Coding region: 437-2008 (523 amino acids)
Source: RefSeq, a predicted model, not a curated record